Molecule: messenger RNA, 600 nt
Organism: Mercenaria mercenaria
Lineage: Eukaryota; Metazoa; Mollusca; Bivalvia; Venerida; Veneridae
Product: probable ATP-dependent DNA helicase RecS
Exons: 3
Coding region: 1-600 (199 amino acids)
Biological process (GO): double-strand break repair via homologous recombination; telomere maintenance
Cellular component (GO): nucleus; nucleoplasm; chromosome
Molecular function (GO): 3'-5' DNA helicase activity; ATP binding; nucleic acid binding
Source: RefSeq, a predicted model, not a curated record
AUGGCGUCUUCCUCAGCAAUCGAUUACGAAAUGAUAUGUGCGAAAUUUAACAUCGACGAAUUGAAAGAGUUUCAGAAAGACACGAUUUCAAAUUUAGUGAAAGGAAGAGAUGUGUUUUUGUCCGUAAAGACUGGAGGUGGGAAAAGUCUUUGUUAUCAGACAUUUGGUGUCAUAUGGCGUCAGCUUCAUGAUGAAAACUGUCAAGUGCUUGUGGUAACGCCUCUUAUUUCGAUUAUGAAAGAACAGUGUCAAUAUCUCAGUUCGCUUGGAUUUACAGCCACAUAUAUUGGAAAGGAUGAAGAUGUUAUAUGUUUGGAAGAGAGGUUCGACUUCUUGUUUUCCUCUCCAGAAAACAUAUUAGGUGUCUCAGCUUAUAGAGGUAUGUUAAGCAGAAAUGAGAGCAUCAAGUUGUUGGUAGUGGAUGAGGCCCACACUGUUUUACACUGGGGAGAAUCUGAUGCAGGUGAAGCUCCAUUUCGGGCUUGGUAUGGUAAGCUUGGUGAAGCUCGUUCUUUGAUCAGCUGUCCUCUACUUCUGAUUACUGCUAAAAACAUAAAACAAAGUUGUAACAUAAAGUCACCAAAACGUCAGUUAUGUUGA